AUGAACAUUAUCAAAAAACUAAUGGAUUCAGGCAACAGACAUGAAAUAUGUGUGAUUGCAUCUGGUGAAUUUGAUUUAUUACGCUCCAAACAAUCACCCAAAGCUACUUCUGAAUGUAUUUACAAUGACAGCCUGUUAUCUAUUAGAACUAAUGGUCAAUAUUCAUAUAAUCUAGUGGUCAAGAAGGUUAUUGAUUUAACAGAUAAUGAUGAAGGAGAUGUUGAAGGUGAUGGAUACUAUUCAGAUGAUGCUACAAGCGUUCUGUCUGUUCAAUCUAAGAUCGGUGGUAAGAAGGAUGAUGAGUGGUGUUUCUCUGUUGGACCACAUUUGGAUUUUAAAAGAACAUGGUCUAACAUUGGUGCAAAUAUAUUUACUUGGAACAAUGUUUUAGGUGAUGAAAAUGAUGAAAGGGUUCAAUUUGUAAUUUCUAAUGAUGUUCCAACCAGUGAUGUAGAUCAAUUCUUACAAGUACUUUACCGUUGUUAUUAUUCUGUAGUAAAUAAGAAACCUAUUAAUUCAGCCACAGAGACAGAUAUUAAGGAUAUUGAACUUUUAUUUAAUACUAUUUUACCAAAUGAACAUACAGACAAAAAUACUACAAAAUGUUCAUCAGAUCUUCUGGACAAAUUAAACAAAUUAUCUGUUGUAAAUGACAGUAAAAGUAGAGAAGAUAAAGAAUUUGAUCACAAUUCUGAUUUUAAUUCCGAUUCAGAUAAUAGUGUUAAGAUAGAUGUGAACGAAAAAUAUGAAGACGCAAGCGAUGUUAUUAUUAAUGAAAAUAGUUGUUCAAAACAGUCAAACUCUACAAUGAAAGGCAAAGAAAUCUGUUCAUAUUUAGGUGGCUUAUAUCUCUUUGACCCUGUUCAAGAAACAUUUGUUUUACAGGAUCAUCCAACUGAAAUGUCAUUACUAGAGAUCAGCAAAUUUAAUUUUUGGCUAUCGAUAACUGGACAAGAGACUAAAUUGGGUAAUUUUGUUGCACAAGAUUUAAAUCCAACAUUUGAUGAAGAUAAGACUGGUUUCAUAUUCAAUUACGCAAUGGGAAACAUUACACUUUCAUUCAUGUUCAAAUUUGACUCCAUUAACGAUUACAAAUAUUUUAAACUUAAGUGGUCAAGUUGCUUGUGGAUGACCAUCAAUAAAGUUGAGUGGGAAGAUAUCUCUGAUAAAGAAAAACAAUAUAUAAUUAACCCAACAAUGACGUUGAUCAAGGAUUUAGAUGAAAUUCUUGGGUUUGGUGAUAGCAAUGAUAAUAGACGUGAAGAAGAAAUUAAACUUGAAGAAGAAGAAGAAAAAGACAGUGAAACUGACGAAGAAAAUGAAAGAAAUGGAACAUCUGUAUUGAUUUCUUCUGAACAGUUUGAUGAAAAUCCAACUACAAUUAAACCAUCCUCCUCUUCUAGCAACAGAUCAUUGACAGUCUCUGCUAGACAUAAUCGUUCUUAUGUUGUACGUGGUAAUAAAAUUGGAGUCUUCAAAACAGGAAGUGGGAGCGUUGAAGAAGAGGAUGAUGAUGAUGAUGGGUUAGAAUUUGUAUCUGUAAUAAAAAAUGUGACAAAUAAAAAUGGAAAAGACUUCAGCCCUGAAAAUCCAAUGAUGUAUAUGGAAGAUAGAUCAUUAAUUCUUGGUGACAACGAUAAUCUUAAUAAAUUAUAUAGAUUGGAUAUUGAGACUGGUAAAAUAGUAGAAGAAUGGAGUGCAGGGGAAAAUACUAUUGUUCAAUACGGUCCCACGAAAAAAUAUGAUCAAUUAACAUUGGAACCCACAAUAGUCGGUGUUUCCAAUAACAUGAUCUUUAAGAUGGAUCCACGUAUCCCUAAUGACAAUAAAAUUGUCCAAGAUCAAUCGAAGGCAUAUGUUACAAAAUAUAAUUUCAGUUCUAUUGGGACUACUGCUGAUGGAUAUGUGGCUGUUGGGUCUGAGAAAGGUGAUAUUAAAUUGUAUGAUCGUCUUGGUAUAAAAGCAAAGAGUGCGAUUCCAUCACUUGGUGAGCCAAUAAAAUAUAUUACCACAAGUGCAGAUGGUAAAUGGCUAUUGGCUACAUGUGAGACUGCUUUAUUACUGAUUGACUUAACAAUAAAGACAGGUAAAAAUGCAGGGAAGAUUGGGUUUUUAAAUUCGUUUCCAGCUACUGAAAAUGUUAGAACAUACAUAUUGAGAGUGAGCCCUGAGCAUGCAAGUUAUAUGAUAACAUAUACAAAGAAACCAAUUAAAUAUACACGUGCAUAUUUCAAUAUUGGAGUGGGUCAAAAGGAAAAGAAUAUUAUUACAUCUACGGGUCCAUUUGCCAUCACUUGGUCCCUGAACAAGAUCAUUCAACAGGGUAACGGUAAUAAUGUAUAUUAUAUCAAAAGAUAUGAUAGUGACAUUAUUGAUGAUAAUUUCAAAUUUGGAAGUCGUAAACGUGUUAUUGUGGCAUUAAAGGACGAUAUUUCACUAUCAAAAUUAAAAUCAUUCAAGUUACCCAAUAAAGAUGUAUUAAUGCCUAAGAAUAAUAUUAGAGAAUUUUAUGAAUAG
Arxiozyma heterogenica is the source of this 2517-nucleotide messenger RNA. It is a transcript of the gene VID27, whose product is annotated as Vid27p. Bases 1 to 2517 code for a protein of 838 amino acids. NCBI's taxonomy places the organism in Eukaryota, Fungi, Ascomycota, Saccharomycetes, Saccharomycetales, Saccharomycetaceae. Gene Ontology annotation, cellular component: cytoplasm; nucleus. The record is from RefSeq and is a predicted model, not a curated record. The transcript has a single exon.